Molecule: messenger RNA, 435 nt
Organism: Limulus polyphemus (Atlantic horseshoe crab)
Lineage: Eukaryota; Metazoa; Arthropoda; Merostomata; Xiphosura; Limulidae
Exons: 2
Source: RefSeq, a predicted model, not a curated record
AUGAUUGAACUUCAAGUGGUUUCAUUAAGUCACAGCGGGGGUUGAGAGAGCAAUGUUUCUUCCCAGUAUGUCCACUGUAAAAAGUAAUGGUACGACCUCCGAUGAUCGUUUGUCUGUUCAGAACAAUCAAAAACACUUGCUGAAACCCACUCAGAGAGACGAGGAAGAAUUAGAAGUUUUGGAAAAUGGUGUCCCUGCAACUCCAUCUUUGCGAAGCAGUGUUUGCUCAGAAAUUGUGCGGAUUGAACAGAUGGCGGAGGAAGAUAAGAAGAAUGUUGGAAGAUUUGUAAGGAGGCUCCAGGUGGUCAAACAAUGGGCUUCUGGGAAAAGGCAGCUUAAACAGCCAGAUCGUCCAGAUUCUUUCCUAGAAAAAUUUGCUAUGGGUCAGAUGACCAUUGGUCAAGAAGAAGAAAACAGCACAUUCUGGUGUAGAAG